AUUGCAUACCGUUAUCGUGUUAAUGAUAACUCGAAACCGAAAAUGAUAAAAAUGAUGAUAUAUCACAGGAUGUACAUGAUUCAUUGUGUUGUUUAUUAUAUGUAAGAAUAUUGUUAAUCGGACUAUAUCAUUGGACGUUUUAAGGAAUAAAAAGGAUCGAGUAUAUACACAUUUAACUCAUUAAUAUAUAUCUAAAAGUAAUGAAGUGAACAACUAAAUUUAAUACUAACAUGUACAGAAAUGUUUCACAAACGGAAUUAAACAGAGAAAUAAACCGUCAAUUUACAUGGCUUGCAUAACGUUGACUGUGUCUCUAAUGACAAUGUGUAUGACAUAAUCAGGAAAUAAUCUUAGGCUGAGCGCAUUGAUGUGAUUUAUUGACAGAUCACACAAGAAUCGCCCUUGGUGUACUACAUCACAGAGAUGCAACCCGAGAAAAGGUCAAGGAUCUCAACUAUAUCAUAUUAAGUGUUUAAGGACCACGGCUAUAAUACAUAAAGUGUUUAAGAAUCACGGCUAUAUUACGUAAAGUGUUUAAGGAUCACAACUGUAUCAAAUAAAAUGUUAAAGGACCGCGGCUACUGUACAUAAAAUGUUUAAGAAUCAUGGCUAUAUUGCGUAGUGUGUAAGGAUCACGGCUAUAUUACAUAAAGUGUUUAAAGAUCACAACUGUAUCAAAUAAAGUGUUAAAGGUUCAUGGCAAUAUCGCAUAAAAUGUUAUAGGAUCACGGCUAUUGUACAUAAAAUGUUUAGGGAUCACGGGUAUAUUGCAUAGUGUGUAAGGAUCACGGCUAUAUUACAUAAAGUGUUUAAAGAUCACAACUGUAUCAAAUAAAGUGUUAAAGGUUCAUGGCAAUAUCGCAUAAAAUGUUAUAGGAUCACGGCUAUUGUACAUAAAAUGUUUAGGGAUCACGGCUAUAUUGCAUAGUGUGUAAGGAUCAAGGCUAUAUUACAUAAAGUGUUUAAAGAUCACAACUGUAUCAAAUAAAGUGUUAAAGGAUCACGGCUAUAUUACAUAAAGUGUUUAAGGAUCACGGCUAUAUAGCAUAAAGUGUCUAAGAGUCGCGGCUAUAUUUUAUAAAGUCCGGCUGUAUUACAUAAAGUCUUUAAGAAUCACGGCCAUAUUACAUAAAGUAUUAAAGGGUCACAUGUUAUGCAAAUCACAUGCGUUAUUUACGAUGCGCCGGGCAUUUCAAACAAUCGCAGUUUAAGUAAAUAAAAUACAAAGUGAAGGAUAAAUUUUGAAACAUGAAUACAACACCAAAUUAUCCUGAUAGUAAUAUAACGGCAGCUGUCAUUUUAAAGUCGUUCCAUUCUGUUCCUGUUUAUGUUCUUGCACUUUCAAUAAUCAGCUGUUGCCUUUCUUUAGCUGGAGUGAUAUGCAUAUUUGUUUCAUAUUAUGCCAUUGUCUCUAUUCGAAACUAUAUUAGAAAACUUCUAUUGUUCUUGACCCUUGCUAACCUAAUUGACGUACUUGGUAUUAUAAUAGGGAUUGUCCGCUAUAUGCUGCUGGAAUACACUGACGAAAAAUACAAACAUGAGAAACAAACGUGCAUUUUUCAGAGUAUGAUAACGUCAUUUGCACCAUGCAGUUCGUUUUUCUGGACUGUAUUUAUUGCCAUUUAUUUUCAAGUUCAAGUUCUGAAACCAAGCUGGGCUGAUAAAAUGUCGAGCAAAGCUUCGUCGGUGGUAUACCACGUUUUGUCAUGGGGAAUACCAGGUGUUAUUUGCGUCCUUGCACUGUACUAUAACGUUUUCGGAGAUACUGAAGAAAUAUACACUGGACCUUGGUGUUGGAUAAAGACAAGUCAGUCCAGGAAACAUGCCUUAGUCUGGAUGCUGCUUACAGUAAAAGGAUGGGAACUACUUUCUUAUCUCAUUUUAGCCGAAGUUCUCGUUUUCGUCGUUUUCAAAAAAUACAUAUUACCAAGAUGCCUCCGGCGACACAGAAGACCAUAUACAGAAUUAUUUGAUCAGGGUAUAAAUAUUUCUACAAGACUAAGAAGAGAAGACAAGAACUUUGUUUAUGUUUGGCUUAUAUUUUACGUACUACGAUUCGGUGGAACCUUUCGUUUUCUGAUGCAUGCCAUCCACGGACCACUUAUCGACCAUUUCAUGGUGCGCACAGCCAGGGUAAUGAUGGUUUGGCAAGCAUUUGGAGAUACAGCGCAGGCGUUUGGAAACUUUAUUUUCCUUUGUGUCUGUGACAAAACUAUCCGGCAACAUUAUCUCUGCAGAACAGCUACUGAUAGAAAUACUGGUCACGUGACAGAAGAUGAAAAUAUCAAUGAAGCUGAAACCUCUUCUUUACAGACAUAAACACGUCACAAGAGAUACAAAUCAUUUUGUUUCAUUGUUUAUUCUUUUAAUUAAGUAAUUUAUUUAUCGAUUGUUAAUUGUUAUUGUAUAAUUAGUUUUUGCUUGCUUUGUUUUAAGUCACACGAUAUAACUCAGUUCAUUUGGCGACUUUCCAGCCAUAACAGAGGGAAAUGAAUACGAGUACAUAGAACAGUCGAAUAUUUUAAAAAAAUAAAAAUAAUUUCAGCUACGAUUGUUACAUAUAGAAUAGGCAAAUUUAAUCUGUCUUACUUUUUAUGAUUAUAUUAUUGAUUUUCAUUGUUAUGUUCACAAGUGUCAAGUUAUCACAAUGGAACUUUAUAAAGAGAGACAUAUUUUAGGCAAGCUUAUCACGUUGCAAAUAAUUUCUUUGAUAUUUUCGAAUAGGCUGUUGGUACUGUUUUUCUUUAUCCGAAUGUCUGGAACUAGAAAAAGCAUACUGUUUUGUAUCCGGAUGAAUUGGAGUGAUGUGACAUAAAAUAUAAAACAAAUGAUAUUGCAGUUUACUUUCUUGCUAGUAUGUAUUCUACAUGUGUUUUGCAAUCAUCCCGUGAAUGCGGCUAUGGUGCAAUUUUGUAUUGUUCAAAAAGAAAACUUAAAAAAUUGUCCAAUUUCUGUAUAUUGUAUAACUACGCCAGAUGUAUACUUGCAUACGGGUUGUUAUUUAUUGCCAGAGCCGGGAUUCGGACUGCGUUGUUAUUAAAGUCUCAGAAUGCCUUGUUUACAAUGUGGCUGUCACAUUUUCCUUAAUGAACACUAAAGUAUAUUGAUUUUUUUGCUAAAUCCUCUGAUAAUUAUUUUCUCUAAUAUUGGUCAAAGGCUUGAAUAUUGAUGGACAUGAAAGGAAAUUUGAUUGAAACUAUUGCUUUUGAUUACCUCACAUUAUGACUCUUACUGUAAAAGUUCAUGUGUAGUGUUAAAAGAAAUGUGUUUCUAACAAUGUUAUCAUGCAUAACAUCUAUUUAGAUAGCUGUUUCAUCUGAAUUUAGCAUAAAAUUUUAAGCCUUAUGGCACUUUAUAAACGAGGUUUUCACAUCCAUUGUCGUAAGCGAAACUAGUUUGAUUUAUAUUAGUGAGCGCUACCCGACCGUAUGCAUAGGUGGUGAGGUAUCAAAACCAGUGCUCAUGAAGUACAGUGUAUCCAAAGGGUUUGUCCUGGGCACAAAGAACUACUUAAUGUACACAAAACCAGUCGGAGCUAUCUGCAGAAAGCACGGACUGAACAAUCAUUUCUAUGCGGACGAUUCGCAGUUAUAUCAAUGCUUCAAACCAAUAAACAGAAUUUCUAUUGAAGAGACCAUCCAUCGCGUUGAAAGUUGUUUAUAGGAUAUAGUAAGUUGGAUGAAUACCAACAUGUUGAAACUCAAUGCUGAAAAAAACCCAGAAUUAAUCAUAUUUUCAUCUGAACACAAAACACACUCUGUUUCAAACAUAUCUGUGAAAGUGGACGGCUCUAAAGUCAAACAAUCAGGCAAUGUCAGGGACCUCGGUGCUUUCCUGGACUCGAACAUGAGGAUGGAGCAACAUGUGAAUAUUGUGUGUAGGAAUUCCUAUGCACAGUUGCGGCAAAUUAGUCACAUCAGACAAUAUAUAAAUAUGCAAAAUUUCAAAAAUACGCUAACGACGCAUUAUUUCAUACAAUUCUUUGAGAACUAAUCUCACUAAAUCAAUUACUUUAAUCGAGAACUCUAGUGUGACAGAAUAAUAGACAGUGUUUUUCUGUGGGAUGUAUCAUGGACAAUUUAGGUGGGGAUUGACCAAAUCAUCCGUGACGGUUUGCAUGCUGUGAUGCAUACUGAUUAAUUCUGUCUGUUCAAAAUGUAAGAUAUCUUCUGUUCUAUUCUGCUCUAACCUGUGUCUUUUAUAGGCCAGUUAAUAUUUUACGCUAUUGUAUUUUGUUUCAUGUUUUGAUCUGCUAACCUUUAAUUUAAAACGCUAUGUAUCUUAUUACCGUAAUGUAAUUUUAAAUUCUUUCUAUAAUAUCAAUUACCAUUUUAUUGAACAUUAUAUAAAUGCUUAUAUGUAAUUACUAAAGCACUUUUGAACGGAUUUUUUAUAUGAAAAGAGUGCUAUAUAAAUGUGGUAUAUAAUAAUAAUAAUAAUAAUACAACCACCUGAAGUAAAAAGAUAAACGUAUAAAUAUUGUAUUAACCCUUACCCUGCCAAAUGUCUAUAAUGAACUAGUCCAUCUUUUAAUUUGGACAAUGCCAUUAACUGCGACCAGUGUAGAUCAUAAUCAGCCAGUAUCUUUCGGUAAGCACCCUUUUAACAAUUAAUGGUACUGUCCAAAUUGAACGAUGAACAAGUUCAUUAUAGAAAUGUAGCAGGGUAAGAGUUAACUGUUAAAAGGGGAGCUUAAAAAAAAGAUACAUACUGAAUCGCGAAUAGUGCAGAUCUUAUCAGAAAAAAAAUGAACGAUUCCGGAUUGAGGAUAAACAUGCUUCAGAAACCUGCAAAACAAUGAUUUUAAAAGCAUUUGCCAAACAUGCAUCUUAUAAUUAAUGUUAAAAGCCUAUUUAUCGGGAAUUCAGAAACUCUUGGGGGAAGUGCAUUCCUUUCAAAAAAUAAUAAAUAAUAGCUUGAAUGAAAGAUUCAUUGUCUCACGAGGAUCAUACAUUACUGAUCAGAACUGGAAUGUUUUCAACAUUGUGUUAGUCUAAUUGACAGGCCAACCAGUCUCGGCACUAAUGUGUGUAGUUUAGAUACUACUUUUAUUGUGACAACUGUCAGUCAUAUAAGAAUAUGGUAAUACACGAGAUGUAUUAAAAUCUGGUAUUACUACAAUAAAAUUAAUACCAGAUUUUAAUACCUGAAAUGUUGAUGUUUAAUAGCUGAUUUUAGUAACCUGAAAUGUUGUGCCGAUAUUUAUUAUGUACAGAUAUGUCCCGCAUAUUAACUAGACCCGUGUGAUACCGCCUCGGUAGCCUAGUGGUAGAGCGUCCGCUUUGAGUGCGGGAGGUCGUGGGUUCGAUCCAUAACCAAAGACGUAAAAAAUGGUACUAGUAGCUUCCUCGCUUGGCGCUCAGCAUUAAGAGGAUAGUGCUAGGACUGGUCAGCCCGGUGUCAGUAUAAUGUGACUGGGUGGCGUAUCAUGCCACGUGAUUACGGCGUGAUAUUCCAGUGAGGCAGCACUAUAAAGUUGGGCAUUGUGCUCACUGCUACAAGUAGACACCGUCGUUUACAUGACUGAAAAAUUGUUGAAAAAGACGUUAAACCCGAACACACACACAGACCCGUGUGAUAUCGCGCCUUCACAUGAUUUAGAAAACAGUAAUAACAGCAUUGACAUUUUAUAGUAGAACAUGUUUAUAUAAAAAUAACUAAAUACAAAACACGUAUGACACGUUUAGUGCUUUCCUUCUUGGUAUGGAUUUUGAAAAUAGCGUUCGCACUUUACAAUUGUUUAUGGUGCUUGUCGCAUGACAUCACUUGUAAAACAGGAAGUUUUCUCUUAAGGCCUAAAUAAAAAUUUCUUUGUUUCCGAUAGCAUGCUAAAAAUUAGAGUAGACAGGUCCAACUUUUUUUUAGAUUUAAUUUAUUAAGCGAGACUUUCCGGAAAUUAUUUUUGUGUCAAAAAUGAAUACAAAUCAAGGGAUAAUGCAUUUAUAGCAUCAGUAAGUUGAUUUUUCACAUCACUGACCAUGUUUAAAGCAUAAAAAGUGCAGUUUUGCAAUUUUUUGUUAAAACGUUGAAAAAAAAAAUCUCCAAAAAAGCAUUUAGGGUCGGGCCAAAAUUUUAGGGAAGGUCGGGAUACCGGAAACAAACAAUUUUUUUUACGCCUAAAGGUUUAGCUAAAUUUUUUUUAAUGCAGGCAAACAAUUAUAUUACCCGUUCCGAAACCACUAAAUGUUCAAUCUCUCUUGAGAAAUUAACGAAACAGUGCGAUCUUGGACUAAAAGUUAAUGAAUUGUUUAACUUUAUUUAUCACUUGGACUAAAUGUUAUUGAAUUGUUUAACUUUAUUCAUCACAUGUUAGACGUCGCGGGAGUGUAAUAAAGCCAUUAAAUAAAAAUGAAAAUACAAUAGCGUAAUAAAGCUUUGACGUCGACGUAGUUUAUAGUAUUAUAGGAGACGUUGGUCCAAUUGACUUGUUUAUAAUAGUUAAAGAAAGAAGAACUUUUGAUGUUUCGACAGGAAAAGCUAACAUGUGAUAAAAAGAAUAUUAUGACUUUCCACAUUGAAUGUAUCAAACUCAUUGAAUAAAACUGAUUAAUGCUUGA
Mercenaria mercenaria is the source of this 6557-nucleotide messenger RNA. Its product is annotated as G-protein coupled receptor 157-like. The transcript has 4 exons. The coding region runs from base 1249 to 2319 and encodes 356 amino acids. Gene Ontology annotation, cellular component: plasma membrane. NCBI's taxonomy places the organism in Eukaryota, Metazoa, Mollusca, Bivalvia, Venerida, Veneridae. Gene Ontology annotation, molecular function: G protein-coupled receptor activity. Gene Ontology annotation, biological process: cell surface receptor signaling pathway; adenylate cyclase-activating G protein-coupled receptor signaling pathway. The record is from RefSeq and is a predicted model, not a curated record.